Molecule: messenger RNA, 897 nt
Organism: Olea europaea var. sylvestris
Lineage: Eukaryota; Viridiplantae; Streptophyta; Magnoliopsida; Lamiales; Oleaceae
Product: translation initiation factor IF-2-like
Exons: 1
Coding region: 1-897 (298 amino acids)
Source: RefSeq, a predicted model, not a curated record
AUGGAGAAAACCAGUAGUGGCGGAUCCGAGGGAUCUUCUUCCAAUCCCGACAACCCACAACAGCCAGAUCAAAGCAGCCCUCAAGACGGCGGUGGCGAUACUUCUUCUCCCCAUGCGGAUUCAUCGCCGUUGCAAAGGCCACCCAUGGCUCCACCCGUAAUGGGCCGUACAGGACACUCUGCCUUCCGUGCCUAUAGGGCACAAGCCCCACAAGACCCUGAUCAAAGCAGCCCUCAACGUGGCAGCGGCAGUUAUAUUUCUUCUCCGAUGCAAAGGCCACCCAUGGCUCCACUUCCACUUCCACUUCCACAUGUAAUGGGCCGUCCGGGACACUCUGCCUUCAGGUCCUAUAGGCCACAAAGCCAACCUGGGGGUGGGGGAUCGUCAGGCGGUGCAGCAGGUGCUAGUGGAAAUGUAAGUGGCAGUGGGUUAUUUGGGGUGCAGGCAAUUCCUGUGGGUGGAAGUGGUGGUGGCGGCGGCUAUGCAGCCGGUGGGGUGAGGAUUGGAAACCCCAUGAUCAGGAAAAGAGUAAGGGAAGGAAAUCAAGGUGGGCGGGGAGAUGGCGGAAAUCCCUUUCAGUGCAGUGUUUGUGGUAAACAAUUCCAAUCGGCUAAGGCUCUCUUCGGUCACAUGAGACAGCAUCCCGAUCGAGGGUGGAAAGGUGCCUUUCCACCGCCAACGUUUAGGGCUGAAGAGGAGUUCGCCGACUUCCCCGGCCAUCUGAAUCCAGGCCGUGCAGCUGCUGACGUAGAGCAAGAAGCACAGGCCGGGGAAGAGGCGAUGGAGGUUCAAGAAGGCCGAGAAGAGGAGGGUGAUGGCGCAACGGGACUGCAAAAGUACAAACUUCCUGAUUUGAAUUAUGAACCACCACAAGACGACGAUGACGCUGCUGCUUAG